Molecule: messenger RNA, 8101 nt
Organism: Armigeres subalbatus
Lineage: Eukaryota; Metazoa; Arthropoda; Insecta; Diptera; Culicidae
Gene: ca
Exons: 9
Coding region: 318-6353 (2011 amino acids)
Biological process (GO): protein ubiquitination
Cellular component (GO): cytoplasm; membrane
Molecular function (GO): ubiquitin protein ligase activity
Source: RefSeq, a predicted model, not a curated record
CUCCCAACUUUUAUCGUUGGUUUUGUUUUGUAUCUGUUGCGUUGCUGCUGCUCCUGCGGAUGGGACGAGCAAAGGAAUCAGUCAAACGACAUCAUCGCGGAGAAGAACCAACCCAAAAGUACCCAUUUUUAUCUGUCAACUUUUUUCGCAUCUCACAUCAGCAGCGAAAGGAAAUCGGACUCUCGAACGCUGCACGAGCGAUUGAUUCAACGCAGGAAAGCGGUGCCUUCUCAGCACCUAUUGGAGAGGCUUUGGGUCGAAUAGACUGAACAUUUGAGAAAGGGCGACAUUAAGGAAAAAAAAAAAGAAACAAAAAGAUGGCAUCGCUUAAGGAUUGGGACAUCAUCAAGCUGAACACACUGAUUACGAAUGUGGAUGCGAAACUGUCGGCCAAUACCAAAACCGAUCGGGACUAUCAGAUCCUUUGUCUGGUGCGGAGGAACGAUCAGAUUCUGUUGCGGUACAUUGACGGACAGGGGGAAGUGCAUCUGAUGCUGCUGUGCUGGUUUGCCGAGAAUCAAAAGUGCAUUCAGGAUGUGUGCUUCGAUAACAGCGAGUCGUGGCUGUUAGUUUUUUGUUACGACAACACGUUGCACAUCGUCCCGGCCCGUUCAAUCUGCGACAAAUCGGCUCAGGUAGAACCCACCUUCAACCGAGACGAGAUCACUUCCUUCAUCGUGCCGUUCAUCGGUCCCCACGAGUGUCCAAAUCCGCAAACCUGUCCCAACAACUCGCACAACGCUUCCUCCUCAGCCGCCCAGUCACACCGUUCGUCAAUCGUAUCGGAAGCGAGCACCAAAUCAAGUCUUUCGAGCUCCGAGCUGGGCGCUUGCGCAGCCACAUCCGGUCUCAAACGAUCCGAAUCUAUGCACACAACGCACAAAAUAGAUGAAAUUUUCUCGCUGAACACCAUCUACAAUCAGCUUCAUGGCAUGGAUCAAGCAGCCGCAGCCACGCACGAUCCGAUCACCCCGAUUGCGAUGAAAACAAUCGAAAACUUCUUCGCCGAGAGCAAGGACGAAAAAAUCGGCGCCGUUGGUGGAAUGGACACGAAAGCUUCCACCCCGCAGGAAUGCUUCAGUCACACGAUCAGUUCCAGCAUCGAAUCGACGGUUUCGGUUUCGUGCCCGUAUCCGACGUGCUGCAGUUGGUGGGAAACUUUGUCCAACGAACCCCGAGCGAUUCUCGGAUACUCGGAUGGGUCGAUCUGCGUGGUGGCGUUAACUCCAAACUGCCCUUUUCUGGGUAACACAAAUUGCGAGCGGGGGUCUAUCGACAGGUUGAUCAUCUGUCAGGACAACAGCAUGGAAACGAUCAGUUUGAUGAUCAAUACCUCGACCAAGGAGCAGUGGAAGCUGCUGUUGGAGCAGAAGUCGAUCAAAUACACGUUUCCGGGAGACAUCUCUCCGAGUUCUAGUCAAGAGUUGAAAGCAGAAGUGUUGAAAUCGUUGGGGGAGGGAGAGAAACCGGAUUCAAGGAUAAUGGAUGACUGGCAGAUUGUGCUUUCACUGCCAAAGGAAGAACUGGGGAAUGGUGGAGAACAGGGAGCAGAGAGUAGUGGAGAGAAGGGAUCGAGUCCGAGUGGGUCCGAACCACAGUCCAGUGACGAUUUCGAAAAAGUAGAAGGCGAAAGUUCGACAGAAGAUACAAAAACAGAUGGCAAAGAUCAACAGGGAGCGUUACCUAAACUAUUUCCAGCUGCCAGAGCCAGACUAAUGUCCUUGAGGGAUCUGGGUGCCAAGAAGAUUGGAACCCUCAAGUUAAAGUUGUCCGAAAGUAGGAUCAAAGCCAAAGAAAAGGAAAGAAUUAAGGAACAAGCCGCCAACUUGGCAGUAAUGGAGCUCCCUGGAAUGUACCCGGAGAUAUUAACUACACCAGCUGGGCCAUAUUUUGUGGUCCAGUACAUGAACGGAAAAUACCUGCUAAGUGCCCUGCACUCUUAUUCCGACACGCUUUCGAUCCACAGCAUGGACAUCAGCUUGAUUCCGUUGCACAUUUAUAAGGUCCCAAAGCAGUGCAAAUCGACCGUUCUGACGAAGAACGUCAUCUACGUCAUGCACCACAUAAACACGGAAUCGGAGAGGACAACCGAGAGCACAAACUCAUCCCCUGAUGACAAUCCGGAGGUUGUUGGAGAUAUUUCCGAGCAACCCCGACGAAACACCGAUAGCAGUAUCGAAAACCUCGGUAGCAGCCAAAGCCAUACGCAGGAUGACGACGCUUCUACGGAGAUCACCAAUACGGAAACGGUGAACGCUGUAUCGGUAGUGAGCUGCCAAAUAGCUGCAGUUAAAAUGGGGGACGACUGUGACUUUAACGACCACGCCAUGUUGGCAUUGUUUCAAUUUGCAGACGAAAAAAUCUUAGAAAUUCAUAGAAUCAGUCCUCUGGGGAAUGGCAAUGAAGCGAAGGAUCCAGACGAACAGCGGUUCAACGCACAAGACGAACCCGGCGAUGUUCGUUCCAUCUUUCAGAAGUCGACCGCAUCCAAUUAUCUUCGAAUGCAGCGGAAUCUUCGAAUGGACAAAAAGUUGGAGACCCACGAAAGUCAAGUAAUGAUCGGUGAGUUCCCCAAGGUAGAGUUCGAUCGAGCAGUGGUCGUUACGGAUAAGAACUUGUACUCAAUCGAACUAAAUGACACGCCGAGGAAUCUGUUUCUUAAGUUGGCACACAGAUCGCUGUGGGCAGCUUGUGAAGAUUUUUGCACCACAUUUGGGCUUCCAUUGGCGACGUGUUUGGAGUAUGCCGCAGAUGUUUUGCUGAAACGACGAAAGAUUACGGAAGCCUUGAUGACGUACAAUGUGGCACGAUUGUCCCCGAUAAAGACGGCUCUGAAGCUAGCCAGCGUGAACGAAAACAGUGCACUGAUGAAGUUGUGUUCGAUUGCGCUGCGAAAUUCGCACAUCAUCAACAGCCAGUUCGUGAUGCACGACGUGAUGAAGAUCCUCGUGGACGAGGCUCAUCUCGGGAAUGUGGUGUAUGAUUCCCUGAUGAACCUCAACGCCAAAGUCUCCCUCAAACCAAUCAACGCUGGACUCCAGUGCAGUGAUUUCUCCUACGAAAACGAAGACGUCUCGUGGGAUGUGCAGAUUUCCACCACGGCCCAGUUUCAUCUCUCCAAUCUGAUGCUGCUCGCCUUGUGCGAGCGUUGCGUCCAGGACAAGAACUACAUCCCACUCUGGAACUUCAUCGUUACCAAUAGCAAGUAUCACACCAGCUUGGCAUGUAUUGUUCUGGCUCAUGGAAAACUCUACUCUUCCGUGGUGCUUCUGGCAAUGGUUCGAGGUACUUGUCUGGAUGUGUUCAGUUGCUUGAUCGGCAUCUGGGAACAAUUGGCUGACAAUCCCGCGGAAAUCAACGCCUACGUCUACAACCUCUCCAACGAGUUGUUCAUGGAAAGUCUCAUCUAUCUGCAAGAGUACACCAUUGAGUACUUCGAAAUGAUCCGCAAGUGCUUGGAAAAGUUCGACAUCAACGUCCUGGAGCGACUCAUCCGUCAGCUGAACCCGUUCCAUCCGAUUUACCGACCGCUGAUGCACAAACUAUCCAACCACGACAGUGGUUCCGGUCGGGAACUGGACAAAAAUAUGUUGCUGUUCUGCAAAACACUGAUCGAAACUUUCCUCGCGGUUUCAAUUCGUGCCCAGAUAUUGAAAAUGCACAGCGGAAGUUUUCUGAAUGCCCUAAAACAUGUGCGCGUUCACUACGACGAGAAACCCGUUGAGAUGCAACUGCAACGAUACUCCCCUCUGUCUGCCGGGUUCUCACACGCUGGCUGUGUGAUGAACCGGGUGGUCUACCUCUGGGGAUCCAAUGGGGUUAAUUGUGCACUCAGUAGGACCACACUGCAGGGCGAUCCACUAGGACCGAACGGAUCACCACCGACGGCAUUUUUCUUGAAGCAGCUUGAUCUUGAGGUGCUGGCAGUGCAGUGCGGCCGGCUGCAUACUGUUCUGUUGACGAAUAAUGGGGUUUACUCGAUGGGUGCAAACAACUUGGGGCAGUUGGGAAUUGGAAAUCACGUGUUGAACGCACUGCAGCCAAUGUUCGUACAAACUUUGGAUGGUAAGAAUAUUACACACAUUAGCGCAGGGCAGUACCACAACGCCGUCGUGGCUAAUGGAUUACUGUACACGUGGGGAUGGGGUAUUUUUGGGCAACUGGGACAUGGUUCCGUAGCAGAUUGUCCUAAACCGAAAGUGGUAGAAUUUUUCCGGAAAAAGAACAUACAACAGAUCGCAUUGGGUCACGCACAUACGCUAGUACUGUGUCGACAGGAAUGUAACACCAAAAAUGUUCUGUACGUGUUCGGAUCCAACCAUUACGGACAGUUGGGUCUCGGUCAAGAGGACAAAUUCAACUUCACCAUCGAUACCCGAAACGGGAAAUCGUUUGUUCUAUCAUUGAUUCCUCGCCGGGUAGACUUCGACGAAGAAAUUCUACUCAUCAACACAAAGCUUUUUGUCAAUUUGGUGCUCACCAAAAGCAACAAGCUGUACACGUGGGGCGCAUCCCCGCAAGCGCUUCGGCUAGCGAAUCAAGCUCGCAAGCGAGCGAAAUCGUCGCACAAAUGUCGUCCGAAUGUUACGGCCGGGCCGUCGAACAGUGCCUCAGUCCCGGAACCGGAAACCAAACCCGACGCCACGGAAACGGAUCCUAAGUCACCAACGUUGCCGAAUGCGACCGAGACGGCCAAAGAACAGCAACAACCAAAGAAUGAAACGGACGAAACACAAACUACCGAAGAAUCGCUGGAACCGAAAACACCGAACGGGGGUCCCAUUCCGGAAAUUAAAAUUGAAGACACCAGUUCCGGGGAGGAGUCAAACACGCCAGAGGCCGACGAAAAGGCAGCCUCGCCGGGGGAAGAAUUCGCCGAACAUUUGUUUCCCAGCGUGGUCGAUACGACACUUGUACAGGAUGAAAUUGUGCGGAUCUCGACCGGUCUAUACCACUGUGCUUUGGUCACCUCGCGCUCGCACAUCUACACCUGGGGCAAAAACAUUGAACGCCAGCUGGGUCGGGAAGGCGGACGCAACGAAAUUCUCAUCCCGACCAAACUGGACACUGUGGCGGGCGUCGAGUACGUCGAAUGUGGGGCCGAUUUCACGCUCAUCAUGACCGAGGACGGCGUUGUUAAAUCCUGGGGUAACAACAAUAUGGGACAAUGUGCCAAGGAGAUUAACCAGGAGCGUAGCGGCGUUCCGGGCAAACUGGUGCGGCUUCCCAUCUCCAACCGACUGGUGCGUAUUCCGGAUAGUUCACAGUUUAUCGAACUGCCACAUGAAAUUAAACUACCUCCGAGCGAUGGAAGUCACGAGCCGGGCCAUCAGAUGCUGCGACUGAUCAAGUCGAUGCCCAAAUUCAGACGAAAUUUUGUGUUGAAGAGUACAUUGGAAAAGGUUAUUAGCAAUAGCAUUUCAACGAUAAGUUCCAGCUUGAACGACAUUAGUAAUACAACGGAAAUGGAUGAUUUCGUGGGCGAGUUGAGGACGGCGUUCGACUGCCGAAUCCAGAACCAGAACGCCAGUACGAUGUCAUCACUGCAAUCGGUUUCGUACGCCACGUCGCCAACUUCGCUGGCCGUUGAUGACGACGAGGAUGAAGAAGGCCUGGAAGAUAUGGACCAGGACGACAGAAGUUUAGAGACAUCGCGCCUGUUCAACGAACGUCAUCUGUUGAGCAACGAUUUCAUUCACUAUUGUUUGUAUAUUUUCCACGGACUGUACGGUCAGGACAACAUCCUGGAGAUGACGAAACGCUGCAACGAGUACCAUAUUCGGAUGAUGAUGCUGAACUAUGACUACGUGGAAGCGUUUCAUCUGAUUCUGGAACUCUUGUCUGGAUCACUGUCUUCGUCGUCACCGCCGGUGACGAUUGCCAAAACUACGAUGAACUUGGUAAAAACCUUCGAAUACUUCACCAAAGACUCCAGCAUCAUCCCGAUGGACACGGCCAACUUCAAGUACUUCAUCUAUGAACUGUUCAUGUUUUUCAUCAAACACAACAUCAACCUGGACGUGCUGGAGGAGUAUUUCUUACGAAAUCUGGAGUACUACCUGGUGCAACUGGCGUUCGUGCUGUAUUUCAGCAACACUAACAACAUCUCAGUGGGACUGCGAAGCAACGUGGACAGCGAAACGUUGGAAAUGGAACGCCGCUUGCUCGAUAAGUUCAACAACAAUGGCAACAAUCUGCUGGCGGCGGAGGCCUUCGGACCAACGUCGCCACAAUCGACGGGGAAGGUGGUCCGCAAGCUGGAAAAUACGGAGGCCAUCAGCAAAGCUCUGUCGACCAAGUUCAGUGUGGUGCUGUGCCAGAAGUUGAUGGAGUACUUCGAGCGGUUCAAAUGACUACCGAUCUUCGAGGAUGACGAUGACGACGAAGAUGAGGACCGACACGAACGGUCCCGUUAGAUUGCUUUAUUUUGCUGACGUGGGAGUGGAAGUCAAGUCAAAGUUUUCGAUUUUAUUUAGUAGCAAUUGUAAAGUACUUACACCUAGACAUCACACAAAUUCGUGUUGUGAGGAUAGCUUUUUUUUUUAAUAUAUUGGAACAACUAGGAAAUAGCUUACCUAUUAUAAUAUAUUUAUUGAGCAAAGCGUUGUGUGUGUGUCGUUAUAUUUUUUUGAUUUAUUGCUAGCGAUAUUUAUUGAUAAUAUAUUCGAAUUGCAUAGGUAUUUGAUACAGGUCUGGAACUGAAGCUCUAAACAGAGCCAUUUUUUGGAAUGCCGUUUGUUUAGUUCCAGUGAAGUUUCUAGGAAGAAAUUAAAAGACUGAAAAUUUUACUGGAAAACUACUAUCACUAACUAUUGAACUAACAUCACAACAUUAUCGUAAUAUUUAGAUUUUUUUGUAUACCUGAGUUUUAAUAAAAGGAUGUCCUCAAUUAACGAGAGACAGUGAGAAUUUACUAUUUUUUUUAUAAUACACUUUGGAUUUUAUACAGGGUUUCGGUCAGUUAAACACAACAGGCAAUUCCUCAUAUCAUAGAUUGCACAUUGCUUGACAAUAAAUGUUUUGGUAUCUAUGUGAAUUUGAGCCAGACAAAUCAAACAACUAAAUAAUCUCGUAAAAGGAUUUAAAAGCAAUGUAAAAAAGAGUUCGGUACAGAUAAAAUUCAAUCGUUUGAUAUAAUGGAAGUGUGGCACCUACUUUUUCUCCGUAUAAAUUGAGUUUGAAUUCCGGGAAUUUGAGAACACCAUCGGUCAACAGAGUGUGCUUCAUCGAUAACAUUGGAACAUAUUUGACUUGGUUUAUUUCAAGCAAAAUGCAUCGACAUUCGUGUAAACCAGAUUAUAAAUAUACGCUUCUACUUUAAUUCAUGUGAACGUAUAAAACCACUCCCGAAAAGAAGUUAAUUGGCAUACUCGUUUCCGCCAAGAAAAUGGGGAACAGAUUCAUACGAAUUUGAAAGCAUUGAUCGUCCGUUAGUGAGAAUGGGGUUGCCAUACCUUCAAUGUACUUCCAUUAUUUCUUUCGAACAUCAUCCCUAUCGAACAUGAACGUCAUAGGUACCGGAUCAGUUAGAUAGAUUUCAUAAAUAAAAUCUAGCAUAUUCAUAUGUGAGUUCAAAUUUAUAUACAGUUAUCAGACCAUUUCAUAUUAGUUUUGCCUUAGAUAGUUUUUAGUUGAAGAAUGAUGCAAUAAAUUCACAUAAUUCGCAAUGAAUAGCUUUUUGUACUGUACGCCUUUGUGAAAUUUUUGUAGCGUUUAAAAAAAAUCGAUCGGAGAUAUUAGUAGAAGUACUUAUGUAAUAUGUAACUCAUCGCCUAGUGCAAAAGUGAUAGAAACAAUGGCAUUAGACUAUUAUUAUUUAGCGAUUAAAAAGGUAUCUCAUUAAUCCCAAAACGUAAAAUAUGAAUUUCACACUCGAAUGCUCCAUUGCAGCAUUGUUCGGUGGAAUAAUUUUAGCUAAAAAACGCAGAAAAUCAUUGAUAUUCGUCACUUAACCAAAACAAGCAUUUGUCAUACCCACUGUGUUGAUUGAAUGAUUAGAAGGCUAAACAAUAUUGUUGGAAUUGUUGCUGAUUACAGCGUUUAAGUGCAGAAUCGAGUCAAACUACUAACAAAGAAUAAAGGAAUGUUUUUUCAUCAUUGA